AUGUCUCAAUCAAAUAGACCACAAAGAUUACGUACUAAUGCGACUCAGGCAUGUACAAAUUGUCAAGCGGGACAUCGAAGGUGUGAAAGACUUUCUGAAAGGGACGUUUGUGCAUACUGUAGAAGAUAUGGACUUAACUGUAUCACUAUCCCGGGUAUGAGACGCGGGCGAAGACCUAGGUCGCCCAGAACUACCAAAGCUCUCUAUUCUUUCGAAACUGUUGUGUCAUUCAUUGGACAAGGACAAAUGCCAGAUGAUCAAAAUACCGUGUCAAUUAAUUUUUAUGAACCUUCUCUUAGAAUUACUGAUGCAUUUAUUAACCAAGAAACUACUACUACACACCUCGGAACCUCACAUACUUAUAAUAAUAUCGCUACUAUUCCUUCUUUCGGUGCCAUUAAUGCAUUCUUUGACCAAAGACAAACGUUAAAUGACCAAAAUAUCGUACUAAUUAACCCUUAUGACCCUUUUUUUGAAACUACCGGAACAUUAAUUGACCAUGAACCAACACCAAAUCAUUCAUAUAUUUAUAAUCAUAUCACUACUAUUCCUUCUUUCGGAACUACUGAUGCAUUCAUUGGCCAAGGGCAAACGUUAGAUGACCAAAAUGCCGCGUCAAUUAACUCUUAUGAAUCUUUUUUGGGAACUACCGGAGCAUUUAUUGGCCAAGAACUAACACCAAAUCAUCAAAAUACUAUAUCAAUUAACACUACAAUUCCUUCCUUCGGCCAAGGGCAAACUUUAGAUGAUCAAAAUACUGCGUCAAUUAUUAACCAAGAACCAACACUAAUUACCACAUCAAAUAACCUUUAUGAAACUACUACUACUGAAGAACUUCAAUUCUUCUACCCAAACUUCGAAACCCUACAUGUUUAUGAUUAUAGCCUUUUGAGGGCUGCCGAAGCGACUGUCGAUAGUUAUAAUCGUAACUUUCUUUUGGAGACUGCCGAAGCAUUUGCUGAUCAAGGAUCAUC
Messenger RNA from Racocetra persica, 974 nucleotides. The record is from the annotation of a GenBank genome assembly. Lineage: Eukaryota; Fungi; Glomeromycota; Glomeromycetes; Diversisporales; Gigasporaceae.